CUUUUCUACGGCAAGGAGCUGCAUUGGGUAGAGAUCCACGGCCGUCCCAAGGACAAGCUGCGUCAUUUGGACUCAGAGCAGGCGUUCACGGCAUUGUGGCGCCGCUGCGCGUUGAUAAGUUCAUGUGUCGACAGCUUCUUAGACGAGCCCGAAGCGCCCGACAGCCUGACCGAGGUGCCGUCGCUGCUGGUCAACCGCUCCGCCAAUGACCC
Molecule: messenger RNA, 212 nt
Organism: Prorocentrum cordatum
Lineage: Eukaryota; Dinophyceae; Prorocentrales; Prorocentraceae
Source: the annotation of a GenBank genome assembly